Messenger RNA from Pleuronectes platessa (European plaice), 2034 nucleotides. RefSeq names its product germ cell-specific gene 1-like protein. The transcript is spliced from 5 exons. The record is from RefSeq and is a predicted model, not a curated record. The coding region runs from base 1 to 912 and encodes 303 amino acids. NCBI's taxonomy places the organism in Eukaryota, Metazoa, Chordata, Actinopteri, Pleuronectiformes, Pleuronectidae. Gene Ontology annotation, cellular component: plasma membrane.
AUGAGGCUAGAGCACGGGCGGCGGGCUUCUCUGGCGCUCACCCUCAACUUCGUGGCGUUUGCGUUUGCCUUAUCAGCGGUGACCACCAGCUACUGGUGCGAGGGGACCAGGAAGGUGGCCAAACCCUUCUGCACAGGGCCGCCGAUGAAAGCGAAGCAGUGGUUCUGCAUCCGCUUCAACAGCACCAACAUCAACGACACUCGGCUGGUGCAGUACAUCUUCGAGACGGGGGAAGAGAAGUUCCUGCUGAGGAAAUUCCAUGCAGGCAUAUUUUUCUCCUGCGAGCAGACCGCCGACAUGAACGGGUUUGACUGUCGGGACUUCGCAGAGAUCGCACCAGAACAUGAAAGAGGGGUCUUGUGGUUGUGUAUCGUUGCUGAGACUCUGUACCUCACCCUGCUCUUCACAGGGGGCGCUCUGUUGACACUGGAGCAGUGCCCCUGCUUCAGCAUCAUGAACAAACUGAAGCUCAGUGCCUUUGCCGCUUUGUGCACCGCCCUGUCAGGCCUUUGUGGGAUGGUGGCCCACAUGAUGUUUACCACUAUAUUCCAGUUGGCUGUCGCUAUGGGGCCAGAGGACUGGAGGCCCAAGACCUGGGACUACAGCUGGUCCUAUGUCUUAGCGUGGGGCUCUUUCGGCACCUGCAUGGGCUCUGCAGUGACUGCACUGAACAGGUACACGAAGACCAUCGUAGAGUUUAAAUACAAGCGGCGGAACAUCGAGAAGAGCAUGAUGAUCAAGAAGAAGAUGAUGGAGCUUGACCUCCCCGAGCAGAUGUGGGACAUGUAUCUGACUGCUGUGCCCGCUGACACAGAGGUACCGCUACAACUGCCAAUCAACGGCCUGAAGCCCCCAACAGGAACAACGUAUGUGAUGGAAAAGGACAGUGUACAAGGAGAAGCAUAUUGCUGAGAAUAGAUUGACCCAGUCCCUGUGCCUCACUGGAAAAGGGCUGAUUUUCUGGACAAAGAAUCUCCUAAUGUUUGUUUGGUUCCUCGUUACACAUCAAAUGUGUUACUGGGAAACCAGAGACAGAAUCUUCUUUCUGAAAGAAGACUAAUGUCCGUGCUCCGGGAAGAUUUUAUGCACGUUUUCCGAAACCCUCCAAGUAUGAAAUGAACCAGUACAAUCUGAAAUCAUGGGAGAAUGUGUAACCAUUAGUUUAAGCGAGAUAACCAUAAUCUCAGUGGAAUUGUUACUGUGCUACACUAUCAUGGGUGGAUUACAGGGUCAGAGGGGCCCAAAGUAUCAGGGGGCCUCUGGGCCACAGACUGUCAGUGAUAAUAUAGAAAUCCGAUUGAAAAGUCAAUCAACCAUGAACAACAACAGAGAGAUUAAAAAAACAAAAAAAACAUUUAACAUAAGAGGUUUGUAUGUAUUAUGGGUGGUGGGGGGGGGCAUGUUAAAUGUUUGGGUGCAAGGCCCCUCCCAUAAACACUAAUCUGUAAAGAGAUUACAUUUGUCAAUAGACUUUAUUUAUGCAUGUUUAGAGCAACACUGUUAAUCACACUAUUAAUCACAACUGUUUCUUAUGAACAGACUUGUUUAAUCAUGCACCUCAUAUGCAGGAAUGAUGAUAAAUCAGUUUAACCUGAUUUGCCCCAUUGCCUCACUGCAAGAAGGUUCCCGGUUCAAAUCCCAGCCUGGCCUAUAGGUCUUUCUGUGAGGAGUUUGCCUGUUCUCCCCGUGUUGGUUUGGGUUAUCUCCGGCUUCCAUCCACAUUUCAAAGACACGUAGACUUGGGAUAAUUGGAGACUCUAAAAGGUGUGAAUAUGAGUGUUAAUGGUUUGUCUUAAUCUGCAAAUAUGCUUGAGUCAAAAAGUUUUACAUUUCUGAUGGUGCUCACUUGGAAUGAUCUGUGAUGGUGGGUGUUGCUUCUCUAAUGCGCAGUUUAAUUUCCUAAUUUUACCCACGUUUAAAAUGUUGUCGGAAGAAAUUUACAUCUCAGUCAAAUUUACAUCAGGAGUUUGCUCUUUAUGUGUCUUUGCAGAUGCUGUGUUUGAUGGUCACAGCUCCACUGACUCAUCCUGAGUU